AUGGAAGGCCACAAAAAACGAACAGGCGGAAAGCCAAAAUCACACCAACGCGACAAAAAGCAUGAGAAGAUUGAAAAACAAGCGAACCCUGACCACACACAAUCCACAGUAUCAGCAAUUGACGAAGCAAAAACUAAAGUAGCCGAACAACUUUCUGCACAAAAACGCGAUUUACGCCCGAAAAUGUUAGGGAUGGAAACUAAAGAAGAGAUCGAGAAACGAAAGGAAUUAGCUGCACUUCCAAUUGAUUUAACAAAACGAGAAAGUAAACAACGAGCCAUUCCAUUUUUUGAAUCAAUAGGAGAGGAAUUGGAAAUUAUAACACGACCGCCCUGGAACUAUUCGAUGAGUAAAGACCAACUUGACCAAAACGAAAAGACUCAAUUCUCCGAAUGGAUAGAACGAUUGUUAGAUUGUAAUGAGAAAUUGAAUUAUUUUGAAAGUAAUUUAGAGACGUGGAGACAAUUAUGGAGAGUUGUAGAGCGCUCUGAAGUCGUUUUGAUCAUCGUUGAUUGUCGUUUUGGGUGUUUACAAUUCAACACGAAAAUAGCUGAUUGGAUCAAGAAGAGUGGGAAAGGACUUGGGGUGAUUUUAAAUAAAGUAGAUUUGGUUGAUACGGUAAUAGUAAAAAAAUGGCAAACAUAUUUUGAAGAGAAAUUCAGUGUAAAAACGUUACCAGUGAGAACAAACCGAGCCAUUGCUGGACAAGUCGAAGAUUUUGAAGUUGCCGAUCUCAGAAAAGAAAAGACCAAAACACGAAAAAGAGUUGAAGGAGAUAACACCGAGGCUUUAGAGCAGUUUGAGGAUUUUGUGUUUUCAUUACAACCGACUCCCGAGAAGAUCGACAAAAGAGAACCAGACGACGCAGCUACCAAAAACGACUCUGAAGACGAAGAAGAGAAGAUUCUCAAAACUGAAAAAGGGAAUCGACUUGGUGUAGGUCUUAUUGGGAAUCCGAAUGUUGGCAAGUCGUCGCUUUUGAACUUCUUAGUUGGGAAGAAAGUGAGUGGGGUGUCGUCUCACCCUGGCAGAACCAAAUACUUACAGACCUAUCGCCUCGGUACCAAUGUGUUAUUAGUUGAUUGUCCUGGUAUGAUGUUUCCUAUGAAGAACCAACCUUUAUUAAUCCAAGUAAUCAGUGGCGUCUAUCCAUUAAGUCAAUUACGAGAGCCUUAUAGUAUCAUUCGCUUCUUUAUCGAGCGACUUCCCCUUGAAAAGAAUUAUGGAAUCGAAUUGAAAGAAGGGAUGAGUGUCUUACAAUUCGUCGACGAAAUCGCUGAGAAGAAAAAGUAUUUCACGGGCAAAGCGGGGCGACCGGACUCACACAAAGCAGCUCGAGAGAUCUUGUCCGAUUGCAUAAUGGGACGAACAGUAUUCAUGUUCGAUACCCCCGUCGACAAAACAGAAGAAAAGCUCUAA
Messenger RNA from Entamoeba invadens IP1, 1419 nucleotides. RefSeq names its product mmr1/hsr1 GTP binding protein, putative. The coding region runs from base 1 to 1419 and encodes 472 amino acids. NCBI's taxonomy places the organism in Eukaryota, Evosea, Mastigamoebida, Endamoebidae. The transcript has a single exon. The record is from RefSeq and is a predicted model, not a curated record. Gene Ontology annotation, molecular function: GTPase activity; GTP binding.